AUGAACAUCAGCAAUGGUUGUCUUCCAUUUGAGAAGAUGCCUAGUACAUUUUGUUUUCCAGCAACAGAAGUGGCUGUUCUCUAUCAAAUUUUUGUUGAUACAGCUAGUUUCCAUUCGAUUCCAUUCGCAAAAGUUGCUUAUCAAAGCAUAUUUCAAGAUGAAGAUGAAGUACUAUUCUCAAUGGCACCAGUCUUUCGUGUUGAUGCUGUGAAACAAGAUGGUACAUUGUGGAUUGUUGAUUUAACACUAACGAACAAAGAAGAUAAACAAUGGAAUUUGCUAACUGCACAUUUGAAUAGAUAG
This is a messenger RNA of Rotaria sp. Silwood1, 303 nucleotides long. The record is from the annotation of a GenBank genome assembly. NCBI's taxonomy places the organism in Eukaryota, Metazoa, Rotifera, Eurotatoria, Philodinida, Philodinidae.